This is a messenger RNA of Sesamum indicum (sesame), 2818 nucleotides long. RefSeq names its product ARM repeat superfamily protein. Lineage: Eukaryota; Viridiplantae; Streptophyta; Magnoliopsida; Lamiales; Pedaliaceae. Gene Ontology annotation, cellular component: endosome membrane; PAS complex. Gene Ontology annotation, biological process: phosphatidylinositol biosynthetic process. The record is from RefSeq and is a predicted model, not a curated record.
UCUUCAAUUCCUCCACACUCUCUAAAAUAGUAGAACAAAAAACCCUAAUUAAAAAACUAAAAAUAGUGAGGGGAAGGAGAAAAAGAGACAAAAAUCAUCUGGGAAAUUUCAAUUCAAUCAACCUUCUCAGGGUCUCCCAAAUCCUCUUUUUUUUCUAAAUUUCUCUACUCCAUCGCUAGAUCUGCUUUCAGUCUUGAUCAAAUAUUUAUACAUGAAAGUUUAGGGGAGAUUACUCCAUUUCACUUACAGAAACAAGUUACUGUGCAUCUAAUCGUGAUGAAAAAGAGGUAAUCGGUGCUUUGUUGGGUGUGUUUAUCUAUGGCGGACGCGCUAUCUGUGAUUCCAGCAGCGGUUCUCCGUAAUCUCUCGGAUAAACUUUACGAGAAGCGCAAAAAUGCUGCUUUGGAGGUGGAAGGGAUAGUGAAGCAAUUAGCAUCAUCAGGGGAUCAUGAUAAAAUCACUGCAGUUAUCAAUUUGUUGACCAAUGAGUACACGUACUCGCCCCAGGCAAAUCAUCGUAAAGGAGGGUUGAUAGGAUUAGCUGCAGCAACAGUGGGUUUGACUUCGGAAGCAGCACAACAUCUUGAUCAAAUUGUUCCACCAGUCCUGAAUUCCUUUUCUGAUCAAGAUAGCAGAGUUCGUUAUUAUGCCUGUGAAGCUCUGUAUAACAUCGCCAAGGUCGUGAGAGGUGAUUUUAUAGUGUUCUUCAACCAAAUAUUUGAUGCACUGUGUAAGCUUUCAGCAGAUUCAGAUGCCAAUGUACAGAGUGCUGCUCAUCUUUUAGAUAGACUUGUAAAGGACAUCGUCACUGAGAGUGAUCAAUUUAGCAUUGAAGAGUUUAUACCUUUGUUGAGAGAACGAAUGAAUGUCCUAAACCCUUAUGUCCGGCAGUUCUUGGUGGGAUGGAUUACUGUUCUAGAUAGUGUGCCCGAUAUUGAUAUGCUGGGGUUUCUUCCUGAUUUUCUUGAUGGCUUAUUUAACAUGCUAAGUGAUUCAAGCCAUGAAAUAAGGCAACAAGCCGAUUCUGCACUUUCAGAAUUUCUUCAAGAAAUCAAGAACUCUCCAUCUGUAGAUUAUGGUCGCAUGGCCGAGAUACUGGUACAAAGAGCAGCUUCACCUGAUGAAUUUACUAGACUAACUGCUAUUACUUGGAUUAAUGAGUUUGUAAAACUUGGUGGGGACCAACUAGUUCCUCAUUAUGCUGAUAUUCUUGGCGCAAUCCUACCUUGCAUAUCGGACAAGGAAGAGAAAAUAAGAGUUGUUGCUCGUGAAACAAAUGAAGAGCUCCGGGGAAUCCAUGCUGAUCCAGGUGAAGGAUUUCAUGUACAAGCCAUCCUCUCCGUAGCCAGGAGGCAUCUGUCUAGUGAAUGGGAGGCUACACGUAUUGAAGCACUGCAUUGGAUAUCAACCCUAUUAAAUAGACAUCGGGCCGAGGUUCUAUCAUUUCUAAAUGACAUUUUUGAGAGUCUUUUAAAGGCACUUUCAGAUCCUUCUGAUGAGGUAGUGCUUUUGGUACUUGAGGUCCAUGCUUGCAUAGCCAAAGAUGAGAAGCAUUUUCAUCAGCUCAUCGUUUACUUGGUUCAAAAUUUUCGGGUUGACAACUCUCUCUUGGAGAAACGUGGUGCUUUGAUCAUCCGUAGACUGUGUGUACUUUUAGAUGCCGAGACAGUUUAUAGGAAGCUUUCCGCCAUACUUCAAGAAGAAUCUGAUUUGGAUUUUGCAUCUAUUAUGGUUCAGGCUCUGAAUUUGAUUUUGCUCACUUCAUAUGAGUUGGCUAACCUUCGAGACCUCCUGAAGAAAUCUUUGUUCAAUGAUGCUGGAAAAAACUUAUUCCUCUCUUUAUAUACAUCAUGGUGCCAUUCACCGAUGGCCAUUAUAAGCCUUUGCUUAUUAACUCAGGCUUACCAGCAUGCAAGUUCUGUCAUUCAAUCUUUGGUUGAGGAGGAUAUUAAUGUGAAAUUUCUUGUCCAAUUGGACAAAUUGAUCCACCUUCUGGAGACUCCUACUUUUGCCUACCUUAGACUACAGCUUCUUGAACCGGGAAGAUAUAUAUGGUUGUUGAAAGCGUUGUAUGGUCUUCUAAUGUUGCUUCCCCAGCAAAGUGUAGCAUUCAAGAUUCUCCGCACUAGAUUAAAAACUGUACCUUCAUACUCCUUCAGUGGUGAACAAUUCAAGCGACUGUCAUCAGGAAAUGCUUUUUCAGAAGUUAAUCACUUUGGUGGUUCAGAAAUUUUGGAGGAUGGUAUGAAUGAAGAUCAAAGGAAUGCGCGUAACGGAAUAAAUUUUGCUUCAUGGCUGCAGCAGUUUGAGCGAGUUCAGCAGCAGCAUCGAGUGCAUUCUAAGUCACAGGCACUAUCUCGAUACAGUUCUACUUCAUCUGCCAAGGUUCAGGAAGUACAAACACCAGAAGAACCAAGGCGGCCUUCGCCAGUGCCAGAUAUGAACAGACCUCCAUCAAGGUCUUCGCGGAGAGGUCCUGGGCAAUUACAACUUUAAGUGUUCUACUCUAUUGUCUAAAGUUAAUUAUACAAGUCAUCUAAUUAUUCAAGCCCAGUGAAAUUUGUAAAUUGUAUAUUCCUGUAGUUUCUUUAAAUUGAAGUAUAAAGGGUUGGGAUGGUGGGCAGAGUGGGGUUUCCUUAGCAUGCUUGGAUGUGCCAAGCAAUUCUUUUUCUGAACUGAUACCCCCACGUGGUUGUGUUGUUUUUAUUGAAAACCAUGUGGGACAAGAUAUAUUUUGAGUUUAGGGAUGUAUUGAGUUUGUUUGCAUAUCAUCUUUAUUCAUAUGCUACUACAGUAUAAUAAAUGUAUAAUUUGUGCA